Molecule: messenger RNA, 2588 nt
Organism: Harmonia axyridis
Lineage: Eukaryota; Metazoa; Arthropoda; Insecta; Coleoptera; Coccinellidae
Gene: hb
Product: protein hunchback-like
Exons: 3
Coding region: 164-1930 (588 amino acids)
Source: RefSeq, a predicted model, not a curated record
ACAUGCUGUAGUAAAGGCCAGUAGAUCCUAUAUUUUCUUGGUGAUCGUAUCUCGUAUUUUGAAAUCUUUGGAAGUGUUUGUUUUGUGUACAUCCAGCGAGUUCUCGUGUUGAUUUUUUUAUGGAAAUACCAGGAAAUUACCCAAAUGACUGACAAGCUAGCACAUGUCCGAAAUGAAUGAUUUCAUCAAGAUGCCACCAACUAACCUUACUGGCUUUUAUCACCACCCCCUUGGUGAUUACUCCAUGAUGGGGGUACGUCCUCCUUACCCAGAAUGGCAAUACUCCCCAUUCUACCAGAACAAGAAUAUUACCCCUUCGGCCCGAAGGGAUUCCGGGAUACAUUCCAGUGAUGACCACAUCUCUUCCCCGGGCAGUGAAGAUUCCGAAAGAUACGUCAACCCUAGCGUGCUAAAUACCCCCAAAUCCCACUAUAGCGAAUAUCGAUCAACCCCCUAUCGGAAUCAAAACUCACGAUGUGUAUCGCCAUUUGAUCCAUCAACAUCACCAACCUAUCCCUCGCCAAUCAAAGAAGAAAUCCUCUCCGAAGAUGAGAAACCAGAUAUUACGACCUCCGAUCUAUCCAGCGACAGCAGUGCCCUCAAGUGCCUAGAGCAAUCAGUUGAGAACAGCCUGAACAUAUCUGCUCCUGGAUCUCCAACACAGAAUACCAGCUCAGAUGCUGCAAACGAAGACUGCACGCAAACUGAAGAUUACAGUGUGCCCAGCUUGAACUCCCAUGGAAAAAUCAAGACAGUGAAAUGCAAACAUUGCCAAGCCGUGUUCAAUACCAAGCUUGAAUUCUGGAACCACCAAAGAGAUCAUAUCAAGCCGGAUAGGAUCUUAGAAUGCGAUAAAUGCCCUUUUGUGACAGAAUACAAGCACCACAUGGAGUACCACCUGAGGAACCAUGGUGGCGAGAAACCUUACAAGUGCAAAAAAUGUGAUUACAGAUGCGUGAAUAAGUCGAUGCUGAAUUCUCACAUGAAGUCUCAUUCCAAUAUAUACCAGUACAGGUGUUCAAAUUGUCACUACUCCUCCAAGUACUGCCAUUCGCUCAAGAUUCACCUUAGGAAAUACCGUCACCAGCCAGCGAUGGUUCUGAACCCAGAUGGCACUCCUAAUCCGUUACCCAUCAUUGAUGUAUACGGCACUAGGAGAGGUCCUAAAGUGAAGAACAACGACGAGAACGUACCGGUACCUUCUCCAAAAAAAUCGAGGAUUGAAAAUACUCAGUCUCAAAUGCCUCAACAGUCUCAAAUGCCCCAACAGUCUCAAAUGCCCCAACAGUCUCAAAUGCCCCAACAGUCUCAAAUGCCCCAACAGUCCCAAAUGCCACCUGUUAAUCCUGCAAUGCAAGGGAUGAUGCCUUUUCCAAUGCUACCCCAAGAUCCCGAUCUUCAAUUCAAAUGGAUGUUGCAACAAGCCCUCUUCAUGCAAUCAAUUCAAAACAUGGUAAAUUUGGGUUAUCCAAAUCCUCUGGCUUCACUACCAUCCAGCACGCAACAAGAGCAGGAGAAGAGAGAGGAAAAUUCCGCCCUGGAUUUAUCCAGCACCUCUAACUCAGAUAAUUUCGGAAGAACUAACCUCAAAUUGGAUACUCCUUCUACUUCAGAUGAUGAAGAAGACGAAGAAGAGAACUUGAAACUUCUUUACAACGUUCAGGUGGAACAUAAUGUAGAUGAAUCUCCAAUCGAGCAGCAAAAACCUCCAACACCGCCAACACCUCCAGUAAUUGAACCUUUUGCAGCAGCAGCUGCAGGAGAACCAUGGCGAUGCCCACACUGUAGCAUUACUUUCGAUUGUGUCGCUCUCUACACUAUACACAUGAGGUUCCAUAACUAUUUGGAUCCGUUUACUUGCAACUCCUGUGGUGAACGAUGUGGUAACAAAAUCGAUUUCGCUCUGCACAUAUUUUCAAGACCACAUUAGAUAUUACUAGUCCUCUACAGCUAUAGUUUUCUUGUUUGUGGCCUGCUACCAGGCAAAAUUCACCAACUGAAGAUUCUGCAGGAAUUAUCUUAAUUUGAGCGACGAAAAUAUCAGAAUGAAUUUGUUGGUGAUUGUAAAUAGAAUGUUUUUGUGUAUAUUUUGUGAACUCUUAUGAUUAUUUCAAGAAAAACUUGUCUGAUUCUAGUCAAAGUAUAAUAUUUAUUUGGUUCUUAGUCAGUGUUGCGUGCAAUUUUUGGUGUACCAAACCAAGGUCCGGAUAUCAGCGGGUUUUAAACUAUCGCUGAAUUUUGAGACGAAUUUUCGUAUAAUAAUAAUAUCUAAUUGUAGAAUCUUUAUUGUAUGACAUGUGUUGUAAAUAAUAGAUAAGCAUCGACCAAAAAUUAAGACUGAUUAUGUAUAUAUAUAUUGUACAAAUUUUUUAGAAUUCCCUAGGAAGCAUUAUAUUUGUACAUAGAAACUUUUAUAUGGCUUUGAGCUAUCUAAUCAAAAUUGUAGAAUAGACCUAAAUUAUUGGAAAUAAUUGCAAAUACGAGGUUUUUUCAUUAAUAUGUUCAAAAUGAUUACCGUGUAUGAAAGAUUACUACAGGUAGAAAAUAAAACUGUAGAUUGUCUUUUAAAUAUAUUUAUUCAUUCUUUA